AUGGCUUUACAACCAUACUAUGGAAGAAAAUUAUUUUUAACAAGAUGGAUUAUAAAAUUUAUUCCUUCUGAUGAGGAUCCUCUUGAUUUUAAUGUUAAAUUAGCUGGUUUAAUGACACCAACUCCUGUGGGAACAAUUGAAGAUACAUUUGAAUAUCCAAGAAGACGAAAAAGAAAAUAUUAUACAUUUACCCCGUAUACAACAGAUUUUUUAGAAACUGUUCAUGGUGCUAAGUUAUUAGAAUUUGAAAACAAAGAAACCAUUGUUUUAGUUGAUGGAAUGUCAUAUGAAGAGGGUUUAAAAGUUGGAUACCCUGUUAGUUUUAUAGAUUACUUUAGAUUUGGUUUUCCACCAACGUGGGAAUUUAUAAUUUCAAAAUUUUAUUUAUCAAGACAAAGAUGUAUAGCAAAUUCUGAAAUGCCACGAGCUAUAAAAGGUAUUCUUAAAAGUAAUUCAACGAUGUCAAAUGAAUCAAAGGGUAAGAAAAGAAGCAAAAAUAAAGAUGUAAAUAAUGAUUGUUCUGUUUUGAGAGAACAAAACAAAGAAAAUGAUAAGAAUAGUUAUUUUUCAAAUUCAAAAGAUACUUCUUCUAAUGAUACAAAAAGCGUAUCUCAAAUGGAAUCUCCACAAAAACAUUCAGAAACGUUUAGUAUGUCUCUUCGUUCUAGAAGUAGGAAAAAUCAAUUUCAAGGAAAUUCUAAGAAAAUGGAUGAAUGCCAACAAAAUACUAAAGUAAAUAAUCGAUCUCGUGGGAAAUCUUUAGAAAAAUUAACUAAGAAAGACAAAAUCUCUGUGCCGUCAAGGAGAAAUGAAACUCAACAGCAAAAAGGACGCUCUCAGUCACUUAAGAUUCCUGAGAAUGCAGGAUAUUCUCCAAACUUUAGUGGUAAAAAACAUCUUGUUCAAGAGAAACAUCUGCAAUUAAAAAAAGUCUUUCAACAGAAAGAAACACUUUUACUUUCAGAUAAUAAAAAAAUUGAACAACCACUAAAAAGUUGUUUAAAAAAAAAUUCUUCAUCAAUAGCUCAAAAGAAAGAUACUACAAGUACAAAACCAUCACUUUAUACUCAACAGCAACAUACAUUUUUCAAAAAUAAAUUGUUGAAGGAAAAAAUGUUUCCAAUUAAUAAACAAUCUGUUACCUCAAAACGCCUUUCUGAAUACCAUGAAGAUUCUCCAAAAACAAAAAACCCUCGCCAAGCUUCAUUAAAUGAAUAUAAUUUUUCUUUUUUGCCAAGGAGAAAUGUUGAACCAAAAUCAAGUGAGGCGUAUUUAAACAUAGUUUUAAAAAAAAAUAUUCGACUGUUGUAA
Strongyloides ratti is the source of this 1311-nucleotide messenger RNA. RefSeq names its product SANT associated domain-containing protein. The transcript is spliced from 2 exons. Bases 1 to 1311 code for a protein of 436 amino acids. Lineage: Eukaryota; Metazoa; Nematoda; Chromadorea; Rhabditida; Strongyloididae. The record is from RefSeq and is a predicted model, not a curated record.